Messenger RNA from Alternaria rosae, 1520 nucleotides. RefSeq names its product major facilitator superfamily domain-containing protein. NCBI's taxonomy places the organism in Eukaryota, Fungi, Ascomycota, Dothideomycetes, Pleosporales, Pleosporaceae. Gene Ontology annotation, biological process: transmembrane transport. Gene Ontology annotation, molecular function: transmembrane transporter activity. The record is from RefSeq and is a predicted model, not a curated record. Gene Ontology annotation, cellular component: membrane. The transcript has 4 exons. Bases 1 to 1464 code for a protein of 487 amino acids.
AUGACAGACACCAGCGUUGUCGAGAAGGGAGUUCACGUCCACCACUCACCGGUAUCUCCGACAAGCUUGAUAUCCGAGCAUGGCUUUGAUCGCGCUGCAGAGAGGCGACUUAUUCGGAAGCUUGACUUUCGCAUCUUACCAGUACUGUGGAUUCUUUACUUGGUGAACUUUAUCGACCGAGCGAACAUAGGCAACGCGAAGAUCCAGGGCAUGGAGACAGAACUGAACCUCAUCGGCCAGAGGUUCAAUAUCGCUGUAUGGGUUUUUAACCUGGGUUACCUCGUCGCUGGCAUCCCGUUGCAAAUCGCCUUCAAGAAAUAUGGGCCUAAGAGUCUUUGCGUAAUGAUGUUCUGCUGGGGUAUCACGGUGAUUGGUUGCGGACUUGUAAAGCGAUGGGAAGAACUCGUCGUCUGUCGUUUGCUGGAAGGCAUCGCUGAGUCGGCCUACAUUUCGGGAGCAGCGUAUUUGAUCGGCGCAUACUACUCGAAGCGCGAGUACUUGACCCGCUACGUGUUCUUCUGCACAGCUGGUAUCGUCGCAGGCGCCAUCAACGGUUUCGUCUCGUCGCUCAUUGCUAGGAUGGAUGGUACCGCCGGGUAUGGAGCCUGGAGGUGGAUUUUUAUCAUAGAAGGUUGCUUGACUAUCGCCGUCAGCAUGGCCUGCUGGCCCGUCGUCCCCCCGUUUCCCGAGCACUGCAAGUUCUUGUCUCCCGAUGAGAAGGCGCUCAUGCUUGCGCGCAUCCAGGCUGAUGGAGGUCAUGUAGUCGACGACGACAUAUCAUUCAAGAAGGCGCUACAUUUCCUCAAGGACUGGAAGAUCUGGACCGGCGUUUUGAUGAACAUCGGCGUCACUGAGAAUGCGAACUCUCUCGCCAACUUCCAACCGACCAUCCUCAAGGGCCUUGGCUACACCGCAACACAAGCGCAGGUCCACACAAUCCCGGUAUACCUUGUAGGCGCUGCCUUCUCCGUCAUCUUCGCCUACAUGAGCGAGUGGCUGCAACGCAGAUACAUGUUCUACGUCUUUGGCUGGGCAGUCCUCGCAACAGGUCUCGUCGUGGAGAUUGCGCACCCGUCUGACCCUAGAAUCCGUUAUAUGGGUAUAUUCUUCAUCGCGUCUGGAUGCUAUCUCGCAAUGCCCAUCUCCAUCAUUUGGGUCUCAAUGAACUGCGGCUCUGGGUACAAACGCGCAGUGGCUAUUGCUGCGAUUAUCAACUUUGGUACUGCGGGUGCCUUCAUUAGCUCGAAUGUCUUCCUGUUCAAAGAGGCGCCCGUGUUUCGCACUGGGUUCAGUACGGGCCUCGGUCUGGCUUGUAUCGGUGUCAUAGCUGCGACGGUGACCUUUUUUGGUUGUAAGAGAGAGAACAAGAAGCGCGACGAGGCGAGGAUGCAGAUGCCGGAGGUUCUGGACCAGAGUAUGAAGGCGUUGGGUGACGAUCAUCCUGAUUACCGAUUCGCAUUGUAAGACGAGCGUGAUGGCUUGCCAAGACAGGGUAGCGAUGCGCAACGGUUUAAAUGGGU